AUGAAGGCUCACUUUUCCUACACCAAGGGCCUCGCCUCAGCUGCUGCUGUUGAGCUCAAGGCCUUGUCAGAAGAAGUCGCAAAGCUCAUGAAUCAUAAUGAGAGGCUCACUGCCGAGCUGGCAGCUUCUAGGAACUCCCAAACGCCACGCAGGAACAGCAGCAGUAUGAUCCGUAAUGGACGGAGGGAGAGCCACAUAAAGCGUCAAGACCAAAGCAUCUCGCCUGGUGUUGAUAUGAGAAGAGAGAUGGCAAUAAUCCGAGAAAGAGAGGUAGCCUAUGAAGCUGCUCUUCUGGAGAAGGACCAAAGGGAGUCCGAGCUGCAAAAGAGAGUGGAGGAGUCCAAGCAGAGAGAAGCUUACUUGGAGAACGAGCUUGCCAACAUGUGGGUUAUUGUUGCAAAGCUGAAAAAAUCACAUGGAGUGGAAACCGACAAUCCUGGGGGGGGAGAGAGAAAGAUAGGCUGGACUGGGGGGUGGGGUGGCAGUCGAGGGAAUUUGGAGAAGCUGGGCUGCGGCUGA
This is a messenger RNA of Plenodomus lingam JN3, 519 nucleotides long. The record is from RefSeq and is a predicted model, not a curated record. Lineage: Eukaryota; Fungi; Ascomycota; Dothideomycetes; Pleosporales; Leptosphaeriaceae.